AUGUUUAACUUAAAAUAACUUUUAAUUGCACUACAUCACAUCACAAUAAUACUUUAUUUUAAUCGAUUGCAAUACUCAAUUUAAGAAAUCUUGCAAAAUUAGAGUAACUACUCUUACAAACUCGUAAAUGAUUUUUCUGCUCAAUCCAUUAAAAUGGUUUACCAAUCUACUGGCAUAUCGUUGGCAUUUUAUAUGAUAGUUACAGCAUCCUAUGUUAUCCAAUUAAUAGUGUUGUUUUUCAGAAGCAAUAAAAACUUGAAUCGAUACAUAUAUUAGCACAUUUAUUUAUUAAUACUCCUUUAUAGUGUGGGCUAAUUAGUAUAAAUUUAUUAUUACAAUUUUUAAGAAGAAUUGACUAAAUUAACAGCUUAUUAAAAUGAGGAGAACAAACAAGAUGCUUUAAAAGACUUGCAAGAAGAAGGUCAAUUGGCAUAAACUAUAUGGUAAUUGUAUUUCAUGUGCACUGUGAUAAUAAUAGUGGUAUUGAAGAUAUCUUAUUUGUAUUUUGGAUUGCAUCAAUUUGCUAAAUUCUUGAAGAUCGAAUUAUGA
Molecule: messenger RNA, 549 nt
Organism: Paramecium tetraurelia
Lineage: Eukaryota; Ciliophora; Oligohymenophorea; Peniculida; Parameciidae
Exons: 1
Source: RefSeq, a predicted model, not a curated record